CUGGCUUAUUUUUCAGGCUAAUUUUCCAUUUCCCUCAUGAUGCUAUUAAGGCAUUUAAAGAUGAUAUUUCGUCCUUUUAUAAAAGCGAAUGCAAGAAAGCAUUUAUAAUUAGUAAUUAUGGGUCUAUAUUCUUUUUAAUUGAUUCAAGUCGUCUCUGGAAAAAUGAUGAAAUUUUAGUAAAAGAACAUGGUCUUGAGCCUUACAGCUCUACCAAUCGAACCACCCUUUUC
Messenger RNA from Cetraspora pellucida, 230 nucleotides. The record is from the annotation of a GenBank genome assembly. Lineage: Eukaryota; Fungi; Glomeromycota; Glomeromycetes; Diversisporales; Gigasporaceae.